GUCAUCUGCAUCACGAUAUCGAUACAACAAAAACUUCCCAAAGAAAAGUUUGUUUCGGAGGGAGUGAAACCGAAAAAAAAAAACGAGGUGGCUUCGGACGCCAGGUCUACAGCAGCCUGACCCCUCAUGUCAGGCUCUGACUGGAAACACCCCUCCUGAUUGCGCGCAAGGGAAAGCGCUCUGCCAUGAAGCGUCGUGGCUUCGCACAGGGGUGCCAAGUCUUUCUCUUCUUUCCGGUGGUGUACUAUUGGUACUUCGUGAGAACUAAGGCCAUCCGACACCUUCACGGCCCACCGCGGUCCUCGAUAUUACUAGGCCACGAAUUCGAACUACGUGCCCAACCCACCGCCGGCGGCCUAGAGACGAUUUGGCAGAAAACGUACGGUAACACGUUUCGUAUUGGGGGAUGCUUCGCGCAAGACAUCCUGAUGACCUCCGACCCCAAAGCUAUCCAGCACAUCCUCCGUGAUUCUGGGUACCGCUACCCCAAAACGAAGGACAUCGUGCAUGUAUGGGAGAUGGCAGUGGGAAGAAGCGUCGUAGCUGCCGCAGGCUCUGCGCAUCAGCGCCAACGGAGGGUCCUCGGUCCGGCAUUUUCAUCUAUUCAGUUAAAAAAGUACGCCAGUGUGUUUAAGGCUACUGGCGUCAGGCUCUGUGCGAAGAUCCGUGAACUUGUCAGCGAAGCUCCGAGGGAGAUCAACAUGUUGAAAUGGGCCGGCCGUGCUGCUUUGGAUAAUAUAGGCCUAGCCUCCUUGGGGUACAACUUUGCCGCCCUCGAUGGAAGAUCGUCCGAAAUGGCAGACUUGAUUCGACGUUCAUUUACUGCCCUCUCCAAUGUAUCGUCGACUCCCCUUGUAGUCUUGGCUCCGGCUCUCUGGAGAUUCCUACCAAAAUCGGUGCUAUCCAUCCUUGACAGGGUACCCACGCCGGAGAGUAAGAUCUUCCGGCAUUUCAACACCGUAGCAAGAAAGACCGCGCGCGAGACGAUUAAGAAUGCUCCCCGCAAUGGUUCGAGGGAUCUUGUGACUCUCCUAGCCAUAGCAUCCGACAAAGAUUCAUUGGACGAGGAUGAGAUCCUCUCGCAGCUGGCGACAUUCACUCUCGCCGCUGAGGAUACUGUAGCGUCUGCGAUGUCUUGGAUGCUCUACGAACUCAGCCGGCGUCCGGGGUAUCAAUCCCAAGUUAGAGAAGAAAUCACCCGCAUAACGGAUUAUGAGACCAUGCCUCUGCUCAACGCUGCCAUAAAUGAAACUCUGCGGCUGCAUCCUCUCAUGUUCAGCUUUUUGCGGUACUCAGCUGAAAACGACGUCAUCCCUUUGAGUGAGCCCAUCAUAACACAAGCGGGCCAGAGGUGGAAUGAGGUUCCAGUGGAGAAGGGACAGAUGGUGAUGCUUUCAGCGUAUACGUACAAUCGGCUUUCGAGUGUAUGGGGCAAAGAUCCUGACGUCUGGAAUCCUGAACGCUUCCUCCAGGAAAGCAGCAGAGUUUCGGUCGGUCUACAUGCGAAUCUCUUGAACUUCAGUGACGGCGUCCAUGGAUGUAUAGGAUGGAAGUAUGGAUUAAUCCAACUACAAGUUAUCAUAGUGGAACUACUCAAAUCGUUCGAAUUCCUCGAUUCUGGAGCGGAAAUUCUCAAUGGGAGUGCAUUCGUGGGUUUGAUACCCAUCGUCAAAGGAAGGGAACAAGAAGGGAUGCAGGUACCAGUAGUUGUAAAGGCGUUAACCUCCUAGUGCUGGCACUUUCUCGGGAGCACCGUUUACAUGAUAAUUCGCGACUGUGGAGGAGGCCGAGCUAGUCGGCCGAAGUUUGCUUAUUUCUUUACAUAAUUUG
Molecule: messenger RNA, 1830 nt
Organism: Guyanagaster necrorhizus
Lineage: Eukaryota; Fungi; Basidiomycota; Agaricomycetes; Agaricales; Physalacriaceae
Product: cytochrome P450
Exons: 17
Coding region: 186-1730 (514 amino acids)
Molecular function (GO): monooxygenase activity; heme binding; oxidoreductase activity, acting on paired donors, with incorporation or reduction of molecular oxygen
Source: RefSeq, a predicted model, not a curated record